Messenger RNA from Talaromyces stipitatus ATCC 10500, 1033 nucleotides. RefSeq names its product Mitochondrial import inner membrane translocase subunit (TIM22), putative. Gene Ontology annotation, cellular component: TIM22 mitochondrial import inner membrane insertion complex. The record is from RefSeq and is a predicted model, not a curated record. NCBI's taxonomy places the organism in Eukaryota, Fungi, Ascomycota, Eurotiomycetes, Eurotiales, Trichocomaceae. The transcript has 3 exons. Gene Ontology annotation, molecular function: transmembrane protein transporter activity. The coding region runs from base 223 to 747 and encodes 174 amino acids. Gene Ontology annotation, biological process: protein insertion into mitochondrial inner membrane.
GAGAUCAAAGACGAGCAAAACACUGCGCGGACAAAGAUAUCCGCUAAAUUGCAUCUUUUGACCGGAUAAGCAACCGUUUUAUAUUUGAUUCUUGUUUGUAUCCGGUCUGCGGUUCGCAUUCGCUCAAUCAGCGCAUUUUCCCGUGGUACCGAACAGCUCCGUCCCUUCGCUCGAAUAUAACAGUCAUCAUCAAACAAUACCUAGAUAUAGAAGAACGAUAAUAUGAGCUUCCCCGGUUUCCCCUCGCCCAUGGGCGGCGCUGGCGCCGGACAGAAUGCAGGCAUGAGUGAGCAGGAACAGAAUAUGAUUAAAAUGAUGAACGCAGCUGCAGAAUCGUGUCCAUUCAAAAUAGCUCUUUCGGGUGGUGCUGGAUUUGCGCUAGGUGGUGCUUUUGGUUUUCUUACUGGCGCUAUGGCAUACGACGUUCCCCUCACAGCCAAAGGCACAGAAAUAUAUAACCUCCCCUGGCGCGAACAACUCAAACACGGCUUCAAGGAUAUGGGCACUCGAGCAUGGAGCAGCGCAAAGACAUUCGGAUACAUCGGCGCCGUUUAUACUACUGCUGAAUGUACAGUGGAAGGUCUACGCGCCAAAAACGAUUUGACAAAUCAUGUUGCGGCGGGUUGUUUGACGGGGGCUUAUUUGGCUAGGAAUGCUGGGCCCAAGGCUGCGUUGACGGGGUGUAUUGGGUUUGCGGCUUUUAGUACAGCUAUUGAGGCUUACAUGCGUAUGCCAGGGGAGAAUUGAUUCUCUAAUGCCGCUAAGGGGUUCUUAUUAUUUUCGAUCUUAUGUGUGACUAUUUUAUUUUCUUUUUUUGGAAGACCAGGGCUUAUCGGAAGAACAUAGGGUAUGGUCACCCAUGAUACAUAUAUGUAAGAAAGCAUUGCUGGAGUUUUUGUUACAGGUUGGGCUCUUUUUUUGCGGUUUCUGAGGGUUUAUUUCCACUCCUGUCCACUCAUGUAUAUUGAGAUAUGUAUAUUAUUCGUUGGGUUGAUGAUAGACCUAGACUAAUUCAUAAAGAUUGCAUCUGCUC